AGUGGAACUUGAGUGGGGGCUCCAGCACUUUUGUUCUCGGUACUACUCGAUCCAGCGCCCGGUGCCUCUGGCAGGAGUCAAGAGGUGUUAGUGUUAGAUCAGUGGUUAAGCUCUGAGCUCCCACGUGGGCCGGCUUGGCCUCAGCUUACUUGGUUGGACCCGCUUUCUGGUACAUUUUAGCUUGAGUGGUUGUUCCAAUGUUUACACAAGGGUUGAUUUAUAUACAUUUGUUACCAGCGCAGAGAAACUGUCCUCUUCUGCAAGAUGUACAGAACCAAAGUGGGCUUGAAGGAUCGCCAGCAGCUCUACAAGCUGAUCAUUAGCCAGCUGCUCUAUGACGGCUAUAUCAGCAUUGCCAACGGCCUCAUCAAUGAAAUCAAGCCCCAGUCGGUGUGUGCACCCUCAGAGCAGCUCUUGCAUCUCAUCAAGCUAGGGAUGGAGAACGAUGACACUGCAGUUCAGUAUGCGAUUGGUCGUUCCGACACAGUUGCCCCUGGCACAGGGAUUGACCUGGAGUUUGAUGCUGAUGUCCAGACAAUGUCCCCUGAGGCUUCUGAGUAUGAAACAUGCUAUGUCACGUCGCACAAAGGCCCAUGCCGUGUGGCUACUUACAGCAGAGAUGGGCAGUUAAUAGCCACAGGAUCUGCUGAUGCUUCUAUAAAGAUACUUGACACAGAAAGAAUGUUGGCCAAAAGUGCCAUGCCGAUUGAGGUCAUGAUGAAUGAGACUGCACAGCAGAACAUGGAGAACCACCCAGUGAUUCGAACUCUUUAUGACCACGUGGAUGAAGUCACGUGUCUCGCUUUCCACCCAACAGAACAGAUCCUGGCCUCUGGCUCAAGGGAUUAUACACUUAAAUUGUUUGAUUAUUCCAAACCAUCUGCAAAAAGAGCCUUCAAAUACAUUCAGGAAGCUGAAAUGCUCCGCUCCAUCUCGUUUCACCCUUCUGGAGACUUCAUCUUGGUUGGAACGCAGCACCCUACACUCCGCCUCUAUGAUAUCAACACCUUCCAGUGCUUUGUCUCUUGCAAUCCUCAAGACCAACACACCGAUGCCCUAUGUUCCGUCAGUUACAAUCCUAGUGCCAAUAUGUACGUAACUGGUAGCAAGGACGGCUGCAUCAAAUUAUGGGAUGGUGUUUCAAACCGCUGCAUCACAACCUUCGAGAAAGCCCAUGACGGCGCCGAGGUCUGUUCCGCCAUCUUUUCCAAGAAUUCUAAGUACAUUCUUUCAAGUGGAAAAGACUCUGUAGCUAAACUUUGGGAAAUAUCAACAGGACGGACGCUGGUCAGAUACACAGGUGCGGGCCUGAGCGGACGGCAGGUGCACCGGACACAGGCUGUGUUCAACCACACUGAGGACUAUAUUUUGCUGCCCGAUGAAAGGACCAUCAGCCUCUGUUGCUGGGACUCUCGGACAGCCGAGCGCAGGAACCUGCUGUCCCUAGGCCACAACAAUAUCGUGCGCUGCAUCGUGCACUCCCCCACCAACCCUGGCUUCAUGACGUGCAGCGAUGACUUCCGAGCAAGGUUCUGGUACCGGAGGUCCACCACUGACUGAGCCGCCCUAACUCGUCACACAGGAGUCUUCUCAAGGACUCUGCUCUCCUCGUGUCCUGCCACUGACUGCAGUAGUGAUCAUACCAUCGGCAAGCUGCAGGAUUUGUGUACGGAAGCUCUUUUUUUACCUUGAUGUAGAAUCAUGGUGGGAAAAGUUGGAAACAGAUCUGUCUGUGCGUUCGCCCCAUGCACACUGUCACUGUGAUUUCCACUGGCUUUGUAAGUAUGGGGCUUGCCAUGUCUUUGACUCUUGGUCCUUGAGGAAGGAUGGAGCAUUAGAGUGCUUUGUAGGUCCGGGGGGUCUAUCACAAGGAUGUCCAUUUGGCUCUUUUGUCACCUCGAGCCUGUCCUGCCCUCUGUGUUUCCUUUCCAGAUUGCAUUUGUCACAUGGUGGCUCUGAAAACCUAGGGGUUUGUGCCAUAUGGAAUCACUUUGGAGAGUCUCCCAAUUCUGUCCUUAAGAUGACAUCAUUCUGGAAUAAAGCUCAGAUCUGUACUUUCUCUGUUUUCUUCUUCCCAUCAGUAAAGGUGGCAGCCAGUUUGCCUAAGUGUCCCCAGGAUCCCUCUCUGCGAGUCCCACCUUCUGCAGAGGCUUCUCAGCACUAUCAGUGCUUAGCCUUAGUGCUAGUGAAUCCGCCUAAUAAGAUAGGAAUCAGGCAUAGUGGCUCCGCCUAGAAUCCCAGCAGUGGGAGGUGGAGGCAGGAGGAUCAGGAGUCAAGACCUGCCUUGGCUACAUAGCAAGUCUGAGGCCAGCCCUGAACUACACGAGA
Molecule: messenger RNA, 2328 nt
Organism: Nannospalax galili (Upper Galilee mountains blind mole rat)
Lineage: Eukaryota; Metazoa; Chordata; Mammalia; Rodentia; Spalacidae
Gene: Cstf1
Product: cleavage stimulation factor subunit 1
Exons: 6
Coding region: 265-1560 (431 amino acids)
Biological process (GO): mRNA 3'-end processing
Cellular component (GO): mRNA cleavage stimulating factor complex
Molecular function (GO): RNA binding; protein binding
Source: RefSeq, a predicted model, not a curated record